Bufo bufo (common toad) is the source of this 2524-nucleotide messenger RNA. RefSeq names its product translation initiation factor IF-2-like. The record is from RefSeq and is a predicted model, not a curated record. Gene Ontology annotation, biological process: DNA integration; DNA recombination. Gene Ontology annotation, molecular function: DNA binding. The transcript has 2 exons. NCBI's taxonomy places the organism in Eukaryota, Metazoa, Chordata, Amphibia, Anura, Bufonidae. The coding region runs from base 415 to 2145 and encodes 576 amino acids.
GGUUCAACCUUGAUGUGGUAAAAAAGGAUGGAGUAAGAAAGGAGGAUGAUGAUAAGCGUCGCUAUCGCCUUAUCCCUAGGUCAUUUAGUAAUUGGCUACAGGCCUUUGCUAUUUUGGCAAGUGUGAUUGGGGAGAAGAGUCCGGAAUGCUGUUCCCCUUUAUUUUGCUAUCUGGAUGCUAUUGGGGAAGCCUAUAGAGUGUAUGGGGGUUCCGGGUGGUUACGGUAUGACGAGCAGUUUCGUCAGAGGAAAGCGGUCCGUCCUAAUAUGAGAUGGGACCAUAAGGACAUUGCGUUAUGGAUGAGGGUGACAGCGCCAGGUAGGAGUGGUCAGUCCUUUCGGAGUGAGUCAGGGGUUGGGGUACAGCAAGGUACAGGGACGCCCCCAGUUGGAAGAGGAUACUGCUUCCUUUUCAAUGAGGGAAGUUGCAAAUUCGGCCAAAAAUGCAAAUUUAGGCAUGAAUGUUCCGUGUGUGGCGGGGGCCAUGGGGCUAGCAGAUGUUUUAGAGGGGGUAGACAAAGGGGGGGGGAUAGUUUUGCAAAAGGGGCAGACCCCAGUGCGAGUGGAAAGGAUGGUGGGGCAUCUAAAUAGAUAUCCGAACCAGGAGUUAGCUGAAUUUUUGUAUUCAGGGUUUAAGUUCGGUUUUCAUAUACCUUCACACCCGUUACCAGUCUUAGAGAAGCGGAAGAAUUUGCGCUCGGCAUUGCAGUUCCCGGACAUAGUGACAGGAAAGUUAGCUAAAGAGGUUUCCCUAGGGAGGAUGGAUGGUCCGUUUGUUACAUCACCCAUCAGUAACUUGCGAGUUUCCCCUUUGGGUUUGAUCCCUAAGAAGGAGCCUAAUAAAUUUAGGCUCAUCCACCAUUUAUCAUUCCCUAAGGGUGCGUCGGUCAAUGAGGGCAUUGACCCGGAACUUUGUUCUGUGGUUUAUGCCUCCUUUGAUGCGGCUGUGGAGUGGGUAAGGAAGCUGGGUCCGGGUACCCUGUUGGCAAAAUGUGACAUUGAAGCGGCAUUUCGGUUGUUGCCAGUUCACCCGGAUAGUUUGUAUUUACUGGGUUGUUUUUGGAAUGGCGCUUAUUUUGUGGAUAGGUGUUUGCCAAUGGGCUGUUCAAUAUCGUGUGCAUAUUUUGAGCGUUUCAGUUCUUUUCUGGAGUGGGUGGUGGUUCAGGAAUCAGGUUGUCACUCUGUCAUUCAUUAUUUGGAUGAUUUCCUGUGUUUGGGGCCGGGGGGAUCCAGGGUUUGUUCGUUGUUGUUAUCCACAUUACAGUCUGUUUUUGAGUGUUUUGGAGUCCCGUUAGCGGUGGACAAAACGGUGGGGCCGGCUACUGAGCUAAGUUUUUUGGGUAUUGUCAUAGAUACACAGCGGAUGGAGUGUAGGCUACCAGUAGACAAAGUGUCAGAUUUAAGAACAGAGGUGGCGGCGGCAUUGACAGCAAAAAAGAUUCGUCUGCGGGACCUGCAGUCUUUGUUGGGCAAAUUAAAUUUUGCAUGCAGAAUCCUACCUAUGGGCCGCAUUUUUAGUAGGAGGUUGGCUUCGGCGACAGGAGGGGUGGUGUCUCCCCACCAUUUUAUUAGACUAGGCAGGGAGUUGAAAGGGGAUUUGAAAGUUUGGGAUUCCUUUUUAAAACAGUUUAAUGGCAGAGCAUUAGUUAUGGGGGGGGUGGUUGAUGCGUUUGAUUUCGAAUUGUUUACGGAUGCUGCGGGUGGAGCGGGUUUUGGGGCGUACUGUGAAGGGCAGUGGUGUGCGGGUCGGUGGCCUGAGUCCUGGGUACGAAAAGGGUGGGUAAAAAACGUGGCAUUGUUGGAACUCUUCCCCAUUGUGUUGGCAGUCACGCUCUGGGGGGAGAAGUUUCGGCACAAGAAGGUUCGUUUCCAUUGUGACAACUUGGGAGUUGUGCAAGCCAUCAACAGGGUAACGGCUUCUUCCCCCCCAGUUAUUUGCCUAUUGCAGCAGUUGGUUCUCCGGUGUUUGUCCCUUAAUGCUUGGGUGUUUGCGGUGCAUGUGCCUGGUUCCUCUAACUGUAUAGCUGACGCACUUUCUCGUUUUCAGUGGGAGCGGUUUCGCCAGCUGGCCCCGGAGGCGAGUCAGGUCGGAUUGGUGUGUCCAGAGUCGUUGUGGGAGAUCCUGGAGGUGAUGCCCCGUUAUUAGUUUGGAUCCUGGGCCAUUCGUUCGUGUUCUGGGGGGCAUUACGAGCGGAUGUUCGGCAGAAUGGGCGGCAGCUGGGGUUUGAUCGGGGGACAGCCAUAGUAAGAUGGAUCGGACGCAGAGGUAUGGUGUGGGGUAAUGUUUUGCAGGAGGUUCAUCGGCAAGCCAGGUUAGAUAGAGUCCCAGAUAUCUUGGUGUUGCAUGUUGGGGGAAAUGACCUAGGGGUCCGACCUUGCAGAGAGUUGAUCAGGGAUAUACGUUUUGAUUUUUUGCGUUUGUGGUCCCUCUUCCCGUCAGUUGUCACUGUGUGGUCGGACAUUGUCCCCAGGAAGGUCUGGAGGGAGGCGAGAACGGUUGAAAGGCUGAAUAAGGCUAGGAUUAA